AUGUCAAACAUAGUAUGCCUUGGUCAAUUUGUGAUACCUAUACGUUCUCCUACCUCCGAAACCCUUCCCGAUCAGCCACAGCAAGCCUUCCUUCAGCAAGGGACAGCCCGAGUGCAUGUGUGGUGUGCCCCGAGACAAAUGGUUGGAGAUCUCAGUCAAGUUCAAAGCAAUUUCCUCGGUCCAAUGCUAGGUCCAGUGGGCAGCUGCUCAACACCAAUAACCAAAGAAGGAAUCAACUCAUCCGAACAGUCUCUGAUAAAGAUCCGGGCUUUUGUUAUUACUAAAAUCUGUAAGGAUCCUCAACUCAGGGGUUGCAUCUUUGGUCUCGCUUCGAACAAGGACUCCAUUUCAUCUGCUUUCUCAAAGGCACAAAUCACUCUCUCUCCCAUCUGGAACUACGAUCCUAGCCUCUUUUUCAAUAUCCCUCAAAUGUCUGUUACACCAACCCUCACUAGUACUCCAGAAGAGGAUGAUUCUUCUCGGUCCGUUCUCAGAAACUGUGUAACCACCUUGAAAGACCAUCAAUACACAGCUCUAAAAUUCCUGAAGAGAAACGAGUCUACCGAACGAAACACAAUUGAAGACCUGUGGAACCACCCCAUGAAUAGUUGGAUACGACGAUCUAGUAACCCUUCUGACCUACGACUUGAAGAAACAGACCAAUUUACUAGCCGAGGAUCCAUACUUGCUGAUGACAUGGGCUUAGGAAAAACGUUAACCAGCCUUGCGUUAGUUCUGGCAACCUCUAAUUCGGCAAAACACUUCCAGACAAGCGGCUUCGGCAAUCAUCUACUUCAAUCUUCAGCCACUCUGAUUAUUUGUCCGUUAGCAACCUUGUCAAACUGGGAAAAUGAGAUCAAGAUCCACUUUUCCCGGGGAGCCUUAACUUACUGUGUCUUUCAUGGAAGAGAUCGAGGAAGAAUCGAUAGAGAACGUCUAUUGUCAUCACUUAUUGUCUUGACAACCUACGAGAUGGUUGGAACGUCUGGAAACCCACUGCAUACGAAUCAAAUCACGAUCGAAUCAUUGGAUAUCUGUUGGUUCAGAAUCGUGUUAGAUGAAGCUCAUAUGAUCCGCAAUCCAAAUGCCAACAGGACUUUAAACAUUCAAAAGUUGAAAUCAAAGUUUGUCUUGUGCCUGACCAGGACACCAUUCCAAAACAGACUCACAGACGUGCAAAGUUUGAUAUUGCUCCUGAAGAUCUGGCCAUGGAAUAAGGAGUGGAUCUGGAAGAAGCACCUCAUACCUGGAAUGAACGUUGGAUCCCAAGAAGCAAUCACAACUUUGAACCUGUUGAUGGAAACCGUAUGCUUGAGGAGGACAAAGGACGUGCUCUUGAAUCUACCUUCCAAGGUAGAAAAAGUGGUAGUUACUUUGAAUAUCUGGCGAGGUGUGGGAUUCGACAGAAUUUUUCCGACAGCUCACCAUGAUACGGCAGUUCUGUAA
This is a messenger RNA of Puccinia graminis f. sp. tritici CRL 75-36-700-3, 1446 nucleotides long. RefSeq lists its product as uncharacterized. The record is from RefSeq and is a predicted model, not a curated record. The transcript has 3 exons. NCBI's taxonomy places the organism in Eukaryota, Fungi, Basidiomycota, Pucciniomycetes, Pucciniales, Pucciniaceae. Gene Ontology annotation, molecular function: ATP-dependent chromatin remodeler activity; ATP binding. The coding region runs from base 1 to 1446 and encodes 481 amino acids.